UUUCACAUCAUUUUAAGUUGGUAGUUUCUUAGUACAGUAAACCCUAAACUCUUUUUAUCAUCCUCCGACUGCAUUUGAGUUGAUUGAUACGCAAUGUCUCUGUUUGUUCCUCACUAUGUCUGCAUCAAAUUCUCCUAUCCGAAUAAAUACAAGAUAUUUCACUCAGCGCAACAUUCGAGAAUGAACACCAGCAGAGUGUCCGCUGUAGUAUCUGCUCAGCAAGAUGUGUCAAAUUACAUACCAGCAGCUCCAAUAUUACUGCCGGAAGGGCCAUGGCAUCAGGUUCCAGGUGGAGUUGCAGCAGCAAAAGGUUUUAAAGCUGCUGGGAUGUAUGGUGGACUGCGUGCAGUAGGAGAGAAGCCUGAUCUUGCACUGGUGACUUGUGAUGUGGAUGCCAUAUCUGCAGGUGCAUUUACAACUAAUGUGGUUGCAGCUGCACCUGUAUUAUACUGUAAAGAGGCGCUAGAAACGUCUACAACGGCUCGUGCAAUACUAAUAAAUGCUGGGCAAGCAAAUGCUGCAACGGGAGAUGCAGGCUACCAAGAUGUUAUAGACUGUUCGCAUGCCCUUGCUGAGUUGCUGCAACUGAAGCCAGAGCAAGUUUUGAUUGAAUCCACUGGUGUGAUUGGUCAACGGAUCAAGAAGGAGCCUCUUCUCAAAUCACUACCUGAUUUAGUAAACCUGCUAUCAUCCACUGUUCAGGGGGCAGAUUCUGCUGCUGUAGCAAUAACCACCACUGACCUUGUAAGCAAAAGUAUCGCAAUUGAAUCUGAGGUUGGAGGAACUCGUGUUAGAGUUGGUGGUAUGGCAAAGGGUUCUGGAAUGAUCCAUCCCAACAUGGCAACAAUGCUUGGGGUUAUAACAACAGAUGCCUUGGUUACAAGUGAUGUCUGGCGAAAAAUGGUGCGAGUUGCUGUAAACCGUAGUUUUAACCAAAUUACUGUAGAUGGAGACACCAGUACUAAUGAUUGUGUAAUUGCUUUGGCUAGUGGCCUUUCAGGAGCAAACAAGAUUUCUUCUUUAAAUAAUUCUGACGCAGAACAUCUGCAAGCAUGUCUUGAUGCUGUAAUGCAAGGUCUUGCAAAAUCGAUAGCUUGGGAUGGUGAAGGAGCAACAUGCUUGAUCGAGGUCAAAGUAUCCGGAGCAGGAACUGAAGCUGAUGCCGCAAAGGUUGCACGAUCAGUGGCAUCUUCUUCAUUAACCAAGGCUGCAGUAUAUGGCCGGGAUCCGAAUUGGGGGCGCAUAGCUUGUGCUGCUGGUUAUGCAGGGAUUCCUUUCAAUCCAAAUAAACUCCGAAUAUCACUUGGUGAUAUUCUAUUGAUGGAGAGUGGCCAGCCACUGCCGUUCGACAGGGCUGCUGCCAGUAAUUAUCUCAGGACGACAGGUGAAAAACAUGGAACGGUCAUAAUUCAAAUAUCUAUUGGUGAUGGUCUUGGGAGUGGGCAAGCAUGGGGCUGUGACCUGAGUUAUGACUAUGUGAAAAUAAAUGCGGAGUACACAACAUGAGUGAGUUCCUCAAUUGCACUUAUAUGAUGGAACAGUCGCAUUGCACUUAUAUGUGAUGGAACAGGGAAUGGGCUCAGGAUAGUCGUGCGGAGCUUCUUGUACUCGAAUGGAUCCUUGUGUCAAAACAUAUGGGUCUACAAUAUACUAAGCUGGGACUGUGAAACCAUGUAACUUAUAACUCUGUUUUCUGAUGCCAUCUUAUCUGUUACUCUGCUCUAUUCUGCUUUGGAACACUAAUUAUGCAAUUGUUAUAUUGAGCUUUU
This is a messenger RNA of Sesamum indicum (sesame), 1769 nucleotides long. RefSeq names its product arginine biosynthesis protein ArgJ family. The record is from RefSeq and is a predicted model, not a curated record. Lineage: Eukaryota; Viridiplantae; Streptophyta; Magnoliopsida; Lamiales; Pedaliaceae. Gene Ontology annotation, molecular function: L-glutamate N-acetyltransferase activity, acting on acetyl-CoA as donor; L-glutamate N-acetyltransferase activity, acting on acetyl-L-ornithine as donor. Gene Ontology annotation, biological process: L-ornithine biosynthetic process; L-arginine biosynthetic process.